AAAUAGAAGUCCACAAAAAUAUAACAAAACCUCGUCUUUCUCGUACAAAACCAACCUCAAACCCACAAGGGAUCCAACUCCUAAACCACGGCCGCCAGCAAAUGCAGAGCGAAACAAAUCAUCCGCAGUUCAGCAAAAUCAAAACUCGCAAAGCUGAUCAAAUUCCCAGUCUUCUUCCGGAAGAAAUCGUCGAAGAAAUCCUGUCAAGACUUCCGGUAAAAUCCCUCUUGAAAUUCAGGUGCGUUUCGAGAUCAUGGUAUUCUUUGAUCGGCAGCAAAGAAUUCAUCAAAGCCCACCUCGAGAAGUCGACAAAGAACACAAAUUUCACCCACCACAGGCUCGUUUUGAAUUUAUUCCUACCCAAUCAUACCCUCAGGCACUGUUCUUUAAAUUCCCUGUUGAAUGAACCCGUUACCGAUGCGUUUGUGUUUGAUGAUCCUAUGUAUAAUCCGGAUUAUUCAAUUCGUAUUGUUGGUUGCUGUAAUGGGGUGAUCUGCAUUCUUAUAGACAGAAAACGUUUUUUCUUGUGGAACCCCUCUACGAGGAUGUCCAAGAAAUUGCCUGAUAUAGAUGAUAAACUGAAGCACGGUGACAUUACGAAAUUCGGGUUUGGUGUCGAUGGUUCUGGUGAUUACAAGGUGUUUGCUGUUUUGUCUGUGUUUUGGAUUACUGGCAAAUACCAGGCUACAGGAAAUGUAUACAGUUUAAAGACUAAUUCUUGGAGAAGAAUUAAGGACAGGGACGAGGUUUCAUUCGAUGAAGGGGGGAAAUUUGUGAGUGGCAAGCUUCAUUGGGGCAAGAAAUCAGGCCGGGAUCUUCGGUGGGAUAUCGUUUCGUUCGACUUAGAGAGGGAGGUUUAUGGAGUGGUGGAGCAACCAAGUUAUAGGCAGGGUGGUUUUAAACCGUCGUUGGGAGUGCUUGAUGGAUGCCUUUGUGUGCUUUGUGAUUAUUGCGAUAACUGUUUAGAUGUUUGGCUUUUGAAGGAGUAUGGAGUGAGUGAGUCUUGGAGUAAAGUGUUAACCAUUCCUUAUCCUCGUGAUGGUUGGGCAGGUCCAUUCUCGACCCCGUUAUUUAUAGGUCCAGAACGAGCAAUUUUGGUUGUCAAUGGAUUCAUUUUCGUAGUUUACUGUCCGAAAGAUAAUCAGCUUUCAAGUGCCCGAAUAGUUAACUCUGAUGACAUUCAUGGAGCAGAGGUGUAUGUUGAAAGUUUGGUGUCACUUGUUUCUGAUGGUGAAUGAUCGAGGCAAACUGAGAUAACAAUGUUAUGAAAGGUAAAAGCAAAAUCUUUGAAUGAUGUUUUGAAAACUUUGCUACUAGUUAUUUCCUUCGGUUUGAUCAACUUGACCUGUAAAUCCGGCAUUGUCCAUCUGUUUUUCCUUCUAUCAUGUGAAUGUGAUUGUUUAUGGAGUAACUCUGGACAAAGUAAAGUCAUUGUGUGCUAUGAAGCUUAAGUGUCUCUUUUCUGGCUUAUGUCAAUAUUUGGCGUGUAA
This is a messenger RNA of Sesamum indicum (sesame), 1490 nucleotides long. RefSeq names its product F-box/kelch-repeat protein At3g23880-like. NCBI's taxonomy places the organism in Eukaryota, Viridiplantae, Streptophyta, Magnoliopsida, Lamiales, Pedaliaceae. Gene Ontology annotation, molecular function: protein binding. The record is from RefSeq and is a predicted model, not a curated record.